UCAAAAUCAACGGAGGAAAACCCCUCCGUAUCUAUUUUUAGAAAUAUAAACAGUAUUCGUAAACGCCAUAUUGUGACGGCAGAAGAAAUGAAGACGUUACUUGUAACCGGGCUCAGUUUUGUGUUAAGCGGUGCUGUAAUUGGAAAUGCCUACUAUCAGAAAAAACAAUUCUACCCUUCAGUUGUCUACAUCACGAAAUCAAAUCCCAGUAUGGCGAUGUUGUAUAUCCAAGCCUUUGUGUUCAUCAUUCUCAUGGGAAAAGUAAUGAGAAAAGUAUUUUUUGGGAGCCUUCGUCCAGCAGAAGUAGAGCAUCUGAUAGAAAGAUCAUGGUAUGCAGUUACAGAGACCUGCUUAGCAUUUACAGUAUUUCGUGAUGAUUUCAGUCCAAAGUUUGUAGCCCUCUUCACACUUCUGUUGUUCCUAAAAUGUUUCCACUGGUUGGCUGAGGACAGGAUUGACUAUAUGGAGAGAAGUCCUGUCAUAUCAGUAUUAUUUCACAUCCGAGCAUUAACACUGUUAGCGUUACUAGGCGUGCUGGAUCUCUACUUUAUAAACCACGCUUACUACAGUACUCUCACUAAAGGUGCCUCGGUCCAGCUGGUGUUUGGUUUCGAGUAUGCCAUCUUGAUGACUAUAAUAGCAAUGACGUUCAUGAAGUAUAUCCUGCACUCUAUAGACUUACAGAAUGAGAAUCCCUGGGACAACAAGGCUGUAUACCUGUUGUACACAGAGGUAGUCUUAGGUGCUGUAAAGGUUGUGUUAUACAUGGCAUUUAUGGUGAUCAUGAUCAAAGUCCAUACAUUCCCGCUGUUUGCCAUCAGACCUAUGUAUCUCUCCAUGAGGGGAUUCAAGAAAGCUCUACACGAUGUUAUCAUGUCAAGAAGAGCUAUCAGGAACAUGAAUACCCACUAUCCUGAUGCCACAGAGGAGGAGCUUCAGGUUGAUGAUGUCUGUAUCAUUUGUCGGGAAACCAUGGUAACGGCUGCCAAGAAGUUACCUUGUAACCACAUCUUCCAUACCAGCUGUCUGCGAUCAUGGUUCCAGAGACAACAGACUUGUCCUACAUGUAGGCGGGACGUACUGAGAACGACGCCCAUCACACCACAGGCAACGCCCCCUCCUCAACCUGCACAGCCCCAGCCUCCACAAAACAUGUUUGGUGGUCUGGCUGGUAUGCCAGGAGUCCCCCCUCAAAUGUGGCCUCAGCCCCCUGUUCCUCCCCAGCAACCAAAUCCAGCACAAAUGGGAAACAACACCCCGGUGUCACAGACCACCACCUCCACUGGUAAUGUCUCCUCCACUUUCACUCCGCCAUCUGUAUCCACAUCAACUACAGCAGCUACAGGCCUGCCCGCUGGAAUGGGCAGUCUGCCAACAGGUGUGCCUCCUAUGAUGCCCAUGUUCCCUCUCAUGAUGCCUUUUGGCAUGCCCCGUCCUCCUGCCAACCUGUCUGAGCUCUCAGCGGAGGACCUCAGGAGGAUAGAGGGACAAGAGAGAGAGAAUGUGGAGGCCAGGAUUCAGUGGCUGAGGGAUAUUCAGGCAUUAAUGGAUGGAGCUAUGGUGAUGAUCAGUCAAUACAACACAGUGGCAGCACAGCUGAGCACUCCUGUGAUAAAUACUAAUAAUUCACCCACAAAUACUAGUCAGGAAGCAAAGCCAAAGACUGAGAGCACGGAGGCCAAAGCAGAGAUAAAAACGGAGCCAUCAGAGUCAGACCUUAAUUAUGAUGGGCUAGAGGGAGCCACAGGAUACACGCCCCCUAAAGAGGAAGAGAUCCCACAGUGGGAGGACCCCUCCAAAGAGGAACAUGAAGAUGAAAUGCACGAGGUCCGACGACGGAGGCUGCAGAAGUUUGCCCAAGAACAGAAUCAGACAUCAGACUCAACCAGCUAACAUUGUGAUAGUGCCCUGUAAAUAUCAAUAGUGCCUCCCACUCAUCUCCAAAGUUUAUCACAACUAAAUGGGUUAUCUUUCUUUCGUAAAUGUUGGAGAGAAAAGAUGUAGGAUUUUUACUAAGUUAUCUCCCUCUGAAUUUAUGAUUAGUCUGCAUUGGAGUGGCUUUUUUACUUGGUUUUAUUAAGAAUGCAGCACAAGCUUAUCCACAAAUCCAUAUCAGAGUAUGGACAGUUUGUAAUGUUGUAUUUUGAGGAAUUGUAGGUGUUACUGAUGGUGUCCCUCCUCAUUCACAAGGCACAUGUCAAUUUCAUAUUUAGAACUGUUUGCUGCAUUCCAAGAUCUUUGUAAUUGUGAAUAAAAACAUGCAAUCAAAAUUGGGUGUCAAGAAGACAAAUUUUAAGUCAUGUUUUUAUGUGUUUUUUCCCUUGAUUAAAUUAGAGGGUGAGUUAAAAGAACCAGAUGUAUGCAAGUGUGUGGGUGUACUUGAGUGUAGAGUAUGUGAAGUAUUGUUGUGCGUGACGACUUGUCUUUGAAGUGCAUGGAAUUGUUGAUUUGCCUGUUUUUACUCUAUUUUUUUCUGUUGUUUACCAAGGGAAAAUGUUAUGCCUCUAUGUAUAAAGUCAGAUGAAUGAAACUGAAAGUUCACUUGUAUUAAAUGUAAGUGAGGAUUGAUUGUGUUGGUGUCCAUGUUUCAAGUGAAAGAAAAAAAAAACAUUAAAAAUUAUUAUGGUAGA
This is a messenger RNA of Ostrea edulis (European flat oyster), 2630 nucleotides long. Its product is annotated as E3 ubiquitin-protein ligase synoviolin-like. The record is from RefSeq and is a predicted model, not a curated record. The transcript has 14 exons. Gene Ontology annotation, cellular component: cytoplasm. Bases 88 to 1893 code for a protein of 601 amino acids. Lineage: Eukaryota; Metazoa; Mollusca; Bivalvia; Ostreida; Ostreidae.